Hemiscyllium ocellatum (epaulette shark) is the source of this 1383-nucleotide messenger RNA. RefSeq names its product nuclear receptor subfamily 6 group A member 1. NCBI's taxonomy places the organism in Eukaryota, Metazoa, Chordata, Chondrichthyes, Orectolobiformes, Hemiscylliidae. The record is from RefSeq and is a predicted model, not a curated record. The coding region runs from base 31 to 1338 and encodes 435 amino acids. The transcript has 9 exons. Gene Ontology annotation, biological process: regulation of DNA-templated transcription. Gene Ontology annotation, molecular function: zinc ion binding; sequence-specific DNA binding; DNA-binding transcription factor activity.
CUGCUAUGCAAGUUACGGGAGAAGAAUGAAAUGGAUACAUGGGAAGAUGAUCGCACUGAUCAGCGAACCUGCCUUAUCUGUGGGGACAGAGCUACGGGUCUGCACUAUGGUAUUAUUUCAUGUGAGGGAUGCAAAGGAUUUUUCAAACGUAGUAUUUGCAACAAGCGGGUUUACAGAUGCAGUCGAGACAAGAAUUGUGUCAUGUCACGCAAGCAAAGAAACAGAUGUCAGUAUUGCCGGCUCCUUAAGUGUCUCCAAAUGGGCAUGAACCGUAAAGCAAUCAGGGAGGAUGGAAUGCCAGGAGGUAGAAAUAAAAGUAUUGGUCCUGUUCAGAUAUCUGAAGAAGAAAUUGAAAGAAUUAUGUCUGGACAAGAAUUUGAGGAGGAAGCUAAUAAUUCAUGGAGCAACAACGGAGAUAGUGAUCAUAGCUCCCCUGGCAAUGGCAUUUCUGAGGGCAACCAACCAUCACCUGUCUCCACUCCUUCCUCAAGCAGAUCAAUGGAACUGAAUGGGUACACUGCACUCAGGGAUCAGUUCAUAGGGACACCAGUCACUGCGCACUAUCAGUACCUGCCGCACCUUUUUAACUAUGCUGCUCAUUCAGGCCUGCUGCCACCACAACCUCGUAACCUAGACCCUCAGUCACAUACUCUUGUAAGCCAGUUGGUUGGAGCUGAAGAUCUUGAACCUCUUGGAACACCAAUGCUGAUUGAAGAUGGGUAUAAGGUAACUCAGGCUGAGCUCUUUGCUUUACUUUGCCGGCUGGCAGAUGAGUUACUUUUCAGGCAAAUUGGCUGGAUCAAAAAAUUGCCAUUCUUCUGUGAAUUAUCAAUCAAAGACUACACCUGCCUGCUAAGCUCCACCUGGCAAGAACUCAUCCUCCUAUCUUCCCUCACUGUCUAUGACCGACAGAUUUUUGGAGAUCUUGCUGAUGUGACUUCAAAAUAUGCACCAUCUGAUGACGAACUCCAAAGAUUCAGUGAGGAGGGUAUGGAAGUCAUGGAACGACUAAUCUACCUCUUUAGAAAGUUUCAACAACUGAAGGUCAGCAAUGAGGAGUAUGUGUGCAUGAAAGCCAUCAACUUUCUGAAUCAAGAUAUUGGGGGUCUGACCAAUGUGUCUCAAUUGGAGCAGUUGAAUAAGCGAUACUGGUAUGUGUGCCAGGAUUACACUGAAUUCAAGUAUCCACACCAGACCAAUCGUUUCCCCGAACUUAUGAUGUGCCUGCCAGAGAUACGCUACAUCGCAGGUAAACUGGUCAAUAUUCCUUUGGAACAACUGCCUUUGCUUUUCAAAGCAGUCCUGCACUCAUGUAAAGCCAGUGCAAGUAAAGAAUGAGCCGUCGACGAGUGGCUUUUGAAUUUGCCAUGCCUUACUUUGGUG